AUGUGGUGGUUCCUCGUCAUUUUCUUGAUCCGAGUCAACUACUAUUUCGCAUGGAUAUUUGCCGACGCCGUCUGUAAUCUUUCUGGUUUCGGAUUCAGUGGUUAUGAUGACCAUGGUAAUGCCAAGUGGGAGCUCUGCACAAAUGUCAGGCCGUAUCAAGUUGAGGAGACAUUGGAUGGAUGGAAUAUCCAGACAGGCGGUUGGCUUCGUCGAGUAGCCUAUGAUCGAACACCGAAGAAGAUCAGAACCUUCGCUACUUAUGCGCUGUCAGCACUUUGGCACGGAAUCUCCGUUGGGUACUAUAUGACAUUCUUUACUGGAGCAUUGAUGACUCUCGCUGGUGCAACGUUCCGACGAUGUAUGCGAUAUCGGUUUUUGGAUUGCCCGAGGCAGAAGUUUGCCUAUGAUAUCUUGACGUUCUCUGCAACAAAGAUCGCCCUGGGCUACACGACGUACGCCUUUGUGACAAUGAACUUGAAUCCUGCCUUUUUUGUUUAUAAGCGAGUUUACUUCGUAGUGCACAUCGUCGCAUUCGCGAUAGUCUUCGUGCUUCCACGUUUCUUCCCACCGAAGCCAUCAGGUGACAAAUCGUCCUCCGUCAAGAAUAGCAACUCCAUUAUUCAGCCAUCUGAAGGGAAGAAGAAUAUAUAA
Messenger RNA from Ostertagia ostertagi, 651 nucleotides. Lineage: Eukaryota; Metazoa; Nematoda; Chromadorea; Rhabditida; Trichostrongylidae. The record is from the annotation of a GenBank genome assembly.